Molecule: messenger RNA, 915 nt
Organism: Elephantulus edwardii (Cape elephant shrew)
Lineage: Eukaryota; Metazoa; Chordata; Mammalia; Macroscelidea; Macroscelididae
Gene: ABHD10
Product: abhydrolase domain containing 10
Exons: 5
Coding region: 1-915 (304 amino acids)
Biological process (GO): protein depalmitoylation
Cellular component (GO): mitochondrion
Molecular function (GO): palmitoyl-(protein) hydrolase activity; hydrolase activity, hydrolyzing O-glycosyl compounds
Source: RefSeq, a predicted model, not a curated record
AUGGCGGGUCUGCGGGCUGCUGCGCCGGCCGCUUGGGCACCUUGUCGUAGCUGGUGCUCGGCGGCCGCUUCUUUCGGUUUGCACCGCGGCCUCCGCGCCUUACUUGCACAGAGCCCCGAGCGGGUGCCACGGUGGCUUCCAGGUUGCAGACAAAAGGCUUCUCUCUCUAUCCUUAAACGGCCAGACCUUCCAAACCUGGCUUACAAGAAGCUAAAAGGCAGAAGCCCAGGAGUUAUCUUCAUCCCUGGCUAUUAUUCUAAUAUGAAUGGUACAAAAGCACUGGCAAUUGAAGAGUUUUGCAAAUCUCUAGGUCAAGCCUAUAUAAGGUUUGAUUUCUCAGGAAUUGGAAGUUCAGAUGGCAUCUUAAGAGACUGUACGCUGGGAAAAUGGAGAAAAGAUGUCCUUUCUAUAAUUGAUGACUUAGCUGAUGGUCCACAGAUUCUAGUUGGAUCUAGCCUAGGUGGAUGGCUAAUGCUUCAUGCAGCUAUUGCACGGCCAGAAAAAAUUGUUGCACUUAUUGGCAUAGCUGCAGCUACAGAUAGUAUAGUGACACAGUUUAAUCAGCUUUCUGUUGAGGCAAGAAAAGAAAUAGAGGUGAAAGGUGAGUGGAUAAUAUCCUCAAGAUGUAGCGAACAAGUUUCUCACAUUCCGUACAGCUUUAUUAAGGAAGCAGAACACCACUGCUUGUUGCAUAGCCCAAUUCCUGUGAACUGUCCUAUACGAUUGCUCCACGGCAUGAAGGACGACAUUGUACCUUGGCAAACCUCCAUGCAUAUUGCUGACAGAGUAAUCAGCACAGACGUAGAUAUUAUCCUCCGAAAAGAUAGUGACCACCGAAUGAAGGAAAAGGCAGACAUUCAACUGAUUGUGUGCACUAUUGAUGACGUAAUUGAUAAACUUACAACUACAGCUUGA